Mytilus californianus (California mussel) is the source of this 1482-nucleotide messenger RNA. RefSeq names its product tyrosinase-like protein 1. Gene Ontology annotation, molecular function: oxidoreductase activity. The record is from RefSeq and is a predicted model, not a curated record. The coding region runs from base 14 to 1438 and encodes 474 amino acids. Lineage: Eukaryota; Metazoa; Mollusca; Bivalvia; Mytilida; Mytilidae. The transcript has 4 exons.
UCAAAUAAUAAAUAUGUUCAUAUGUCAGCAAAAUACUUUCAAAAGUCAUUUGUUUAUGGUCUUUAAUAGAUUUGGUAGUAGGAUGCAUAUCGACAGAGCAUUGGUCAGUCUAUUAUUGACUGUGUUACUGGUAGCUAUCCUCCCAAACAUUGGGGCAGAGAUUUCAAGUUUUCAAAUAAAUUCCACUGAUCACAAUGCAAACUGUUUUGAGAGAGGCAUCAAUAUAAUAUGUUUCAAAAGAUUUCUACAACCGGCAGCAGAGACGCUGAAUGAUACACGUUCAUCAAAUUUCCUAAAUGCCUUAUUGCGAAAGAUCAAUAGUGAGGCGGAUAGAGCUACUAAAUCUCGACAAAGACGACAGACGGUUGAAGUAUUAGUCAGACGGGAAAUUAGAGCAGAUUCAUACGAAACCAACUUUCUACGUUAUGCACAAGCUGUACAGAGGCUAAAAAAUGAUUUUGGAAUUCGCCCAGAUAUGAAUACCUAUGACAUCAUUGCAAUCAUUCAUACAGGAAGUAUUCGAGAACAUAGAGGGCCGGCUUUCUUCUCAUGGCACAGAAUUUAUUUAUUGUUAUAUGAAGCUGCAUUGCAAUCUGUUUUUGGUCCAGAUGUAACUGUUCCAUAUUGGGACUCCUCGUUAGAUGAAGCCAUGGAAAAUCGACAAGCAAGGACAAUUCUGUUUUCAAACAAAUAUUUUGGGACACCUUUUGGCGAGGUAACCGAAGGUUUGUUUGCAAACUUACCUGGGGUUAAGAUAAGACGUAAUAUUGGUGCGACUGCAGCACUCAUUCCUAAGAAUGCAAUCGCGGAUGUUCUAACAAGAACAAGUCAUAGUCAGAUUGUACGAAGGGAUCAACGCAGGUAUUAUUGGGAAGGCUAUCACGACAGUGUACACCGUUGGGUAGAUGGAACCAUGGCAAGCGGGACCUUGGCUGCAUUCGAUCCAAUAUUCUGGUGUCAUCAUGCAUUUGUUGACUACGUCUGGGAAUUAUUUAGAGAACGUAUUUCAAAUGCCCCUGGUGAUUAUCCAUUAGGUUUUGAUGAGCAUCCUCCAGAGGGUCAAAUGAGAUUUAACAGUUACAGAAACCAACCAAAUCCACCGAUUACAAAUAGAGAAGGUUACAGUAAUGAAUAUGCACGUCUUCGACGAUAUGCUCCCGCGCCAUCAUGUCAAAACCUGUGUUCAAAUAGUCAAGAUCUAUAUUGUAACGGAAUGAGAGAUAUAUGUGUAUCUCUAGAGAGAGUAACUGGAGAAACAUUUGCACAAGAUGUGGUCGCCUUCCCUGCUUCUGGUGUGCCUCAAGGCCCAGAUAUUACAACCUUACAAGGUAUACAACAAUCAAUAUUACAAGAUAUGCCGGCUGGUACUCCUCUUAACUUGUUUGAGGUAGAUGAGAUAGAUCCUAACACUCGUGGCCUUUCUGUUUUUGACGUUUAAAUAAACUGUUGUAUUAAUACUUAACAACACAGGCAUAUGCUUGA